Myotis davidii is the source of this 1060-nucleotide messenger RNA. RefSeq names its product galanin receptor 3 (gene GALR3). The coding region runs from base 205 to 816 and encodes 203 amino acids. The transcript has 3 exons. Gene Ontology annotation, biological process: neuropeptide signaling pathway; adenylate cyclase-modulating G protein-coupled receptor signaling pathway. The record is from RefSeq and is a predicted model, not a curated record. Gene Ontology annotation, cellular component: membrane. Gene Ontology annotation, molecular function: galanin receptor activity. NCBI's taxonomy places the organism in Eukaryota, Metazoa, Chordata, Mammalia, Chiroptera, Vespertilionidae.
AGAGGCACUUCUGAGCACUCGCAGAAACGCCGGGGCCGCAAGGAGCUGCUUCUGAGGAGUCCCCCCGCUCCUCCGGCCUUAAUGCAAGGCUUGGCUUUGGAGGCACCAAGGGGCGGCCAGGAGCCAGGAGGCAGCCUCAGCCUGACUGGUUCACCCAGGAUCAAGCGGGGGGGCCCAGGAUCCAGGUGAUCAUCUGCUGGAGAGAUGGCUGAUGUCCACAACAGUUCGCUAGACAGCCCAGGGAGUGUGGGGGCUGUGGCCGUGCCUGUGGUCUUUGCCCUCAUCUUCCUGCUGGGCACGGUGGGCAACGGGCUGGUGCUGGCGGUGCUGCUGCAGCCCGGCCCCGGUGCGUGGCAGGAGCCCGGCAGCACUACGGACCUGUUCAUUCUCAACCUGGCCGUGGCCGACCUCUGCUUCAUCCUGUGCUGCGUGCCGUUCCAGGCCGCCAUCUACACGCUGGACGCCUGGCUCUUCGGGGCCCUGGUCUGUAAGGCUGUGCACCUGCUCAUCUACCUCACCAUGUACGCCAGCAGCUUCACGCUGGCCGCUGUCUCCGUGGACAGGUGUGCCUGGAACCGGGCCGGGCGGGCGGGGGAGGGAAGACCUGAACAGAUGCCCAUUGGCCUUAGGAGAGAGAGAACAGGGGACCCAAAGGGGACAUGGAGAGAGGAAAGGAACAGCUCCCUGGCCGCCACCGUCCAGUCUCGGGGCGCCUGCAGGGCAGGCUUGAGGGGACCAUCCUGCCCUCCCCGACUCCAUGAUGAGCUUCCCCCAAAGAUCUCUGUCUCCAGGGUCCUCACCAGGUCUGGCACAUGACAGGUGCCGUGUGAGUGAAAUGAAGGGGGAAGGAAUACACGAAGGACUCAGAUAUUUAUUACCACCCAUGCCUGGCCCGGGUGCGGUCAUCCAUAGCUGUUUGCAAGGCUUGACACUUGGGUCAAAUCCAGGCUCGCUCUCUAGCCGAUGAGCUUGGCCAAGUCACUGUUCUCUGUACCCCCAGGCACCUCUCGAAGCGCUUUGCCUGUGAACCCCCUUAAUCACCACCACCCGGGAGGGAGGU